This is a messenger RNA of Tigriopus californicus, 1518 nucleotides long. RefSeq names its product ribonucleoside-diphosphate reductase subunit M2 B-like (gene RnrS). Gene Ontology annotation, cellular component: cytosol. Gene Ontology annotation, biological process: deoxyribonucleotide biosynthetic process. NCBI's taxonomy places the organism in Eukaryota, Metazoa, Arthropoda, Copepoda, Harpacticoida, Harpacticidae. The transcript has a single exon. Bases 213 to 1328 code for a protein of 371 amino acids. Gene Ontology annotation, molecular function: ribonucleoside-diphosphate reductase activity, thioredoxin disulfide as acceptor. The record is from RefSeq and is a predicted model, not a curated record.
UCUGAUCUUGUCUUACUGACUACUCCAUUGCCCUCCUCUCUCCAUCGGUUGAACACCCUCGGUUUCCCAUUGUCAAUCGUCGCGAAUCGAUUGCCGAGGACUGAAGUGACCUCUCCCGCGUGACGGAAUUAGACUCCAAGAAAGCCCCUCUCUGCUGUCCUUGUUCAUACCUCGCCACCACCCCGACCUUGGUAAGGUAACCUUGAUUCAGAAUGCCUUUAGCCGUAAUCAGCGCCAUGUCGUUUAACAACAAAGAAAACCUCUCGGAUGCCUCGAAAGUCUCGGAUGCUUCUUCGCCGAGCAAACCCGCCCUCUCCUCCGAGGUGACGGGGGCCGGAUCCCGGGCCAAAUGGUUGGACAGUCAGGAGCCUUUAUUGCAGGAGAAUCCUCGCCGAUUCGUGAUCUUGCCCAUUCAGUACAAUUCGAUCUGGCAAAUGUACAAGAAGGCCGAAGCCUCAUUUUGGACGGCCGAAGAGGUGGAUUUGUCCAAGGACCUGGACGAUUGGGCCAAACUCAAAGAGGAUGAGCGCUAUUUCGUCUCGCACAUCCUGGCCUUCUUCGCCGCGUCUGAUGGGAUUGUCAAUGAGAAUCUGGUGGAGCGGUUUAUGGCCGAGGUGCAAAUCCCUGAGGCGCGUUGUUUCUACGGCUUUCAGAUUGCCAUCGAGAACAUUCAUUCUGAAAUGUAUUCUCUGCUCAUUGACACCUAUGUCACGGAUGCCCAAGAGAAGGAGCAUUUGUUCAACGCCUUGGAGACGGUGCCAGCCGUACGCAAGAAGGCCGAUUGGGCUCUCAAGUGGAUCAAUGACCGCGAAUCCACUUUUGGUGAGCGAAUCAUGGCCUACGCGUGUGUCGAGGGCAUCUUCUUCUCUGGCAGUUUUGCUGCCAUCUUCUGGCUUAAGAAACGCGGGCUCAUGCCCGGCUUGACCUUUUCCAAUGAGUUGAUCUCGCGAGACGAAGGCUUGCACACGGACUUUGCUUGUCUUAUGUUCAAGCAUUUGAAGAAUCGACCCACCAAAGAGCGAAUUUACCAGAUCGUGACCGAAGCCGUGGUCAUCGAGAGCGAGUUCCUGACUGAUGCCUUGCCCGUCAAUCUGAUCGGCAUGAAUUGCGAUCUUAUGGUUCAGUACAUCAAAUUCGUCGCGGAUCGGCUGUUACUAGAGUUGGACUGCCAAAAGCACUACCGAGUGGAGAACCCCUUCGAUUUCAUGGACAACAUCUCCCUCGAAGGCAAGACCAAUUUCUUCGAGAAACGUGUGGGAGAAUAUCAAAAAGCGGGGGUGAUGUCCAAGCCCGAGGACAACAAAUUCACGCUCGACGCCGACUUCUAAAAGGGAACAAAGAAGAAACUUCGCCUGCAUUUAGAUCCUCAUUCCUUAGUACAAGUAUUAUUUCCAUACGAACUGACCCUACGCCCAGUGUCACCUGAAAGACACCUAGAUAGAUACCUUUCUCCCUGAUGUUGAACGGCUAUAAGAUAGCGCUUCUACAUAUCAAAUAAAUUUUUUGAUAGAUACUGAA